AAACGCUUUAGAGCGUCCGCUCAUGGGUAAUGUUAAAAACUGGUGGGAGGACAACAUUUAAAACAAAAAAAGUUUGAGGGAGCGAGCACACUAACAUCGCGCAGAGUUCUUCGAGCUGCGGUGGAUUAUAUCCGGAGCUUGUUGGGCUCGGUUCUCCCUUCACUGGACCAUAAAAUAUGGAUGCUUUGAAGUCGGCUGGCAGGGCUAUUAUUCGAAGUCCGAGUCUUGCGAAACAGUCAUGGGGUGCAGGCAAACACAAAAAGCUUCCAGAGAACUGGACGGACACUCGGGAGACACUUGUGGAAGGAAUGGCCUUCAACCUGAAAUACCUGGGCGUGACUUUGGUGGAGCAGCCCAAGGGUGAGGAACUCUCUGCUGCUGCAGUCAAGAGGAUUGUUGCCACAGCCAAAGCCAGUGGGAAGAAGCUCCAGAAGGUGACCUUAAACGUGUCUCCCCGAGGCAUCAUCCUGUAUGACAGCGCGUCCAACCAGGUGAUCGAGAACAUAUCCAUAUACAGGAUAUCGUACUGCACAGCCGACAAGAUGCACGACAAAGUGUUCGCCUACAUCGCCCAGAGCCAGCAGAAUGAGACGCUGCAGUGCCACGCGUACCUCUGCACCAAGAGGAAAGUGGCACAGGCUGUGACUCUGACUGUGGCGCAAGCCUUCCGAGUGGCCUUUGAGUUCUGGCAAGUCGCCAAAGAAGAGAAGGAGAAGUGGGUGAAGUUGGGUUCUGAUGGUGAAGUGACAAGCAGCUCCCAGUCAGAAAGGUCUGCUAGCAUCGCCAGCCUCAAAGGAGGAGAAGUCGCGACAGGGAACCUGUUGGAUUUGGGCGAGGGUGCCAUCGCCGGGCUUGCCAGCCUGCGCGAGGAUUCCGGCCAUCUGGACGAUGCCUAUGUGGCGCAGUGCCACCACGCUGAGAACAACAAUACCAUAUGGGAACUUGAUGAUGACUUGGACGAAGCCUUUUCAAGCCGCAGUCUGGAUAGCUUUCAAUCUCCAACAGGCUCGCUGAGUCUCGUACUAACCCCCAAGUCCUGGACAUUGGGGUGACCCCUCAGGACAUCAACGCCAACGAGUGCCUGCUGUCUCCUGCCGACUGGGAGAACGCCAACGCCGCUAACGGAGACGAGCUCUUCCGGCUGUGAGCGCAGUGACCCCCCCUCGCCCCGGCGGGGGAAGGCCCGGCCUACCCUCCCUGGAGGGCCCACUGCCAGCACCCUGUGGGCUUUAGCUGGGAGGACCACGGGCUCUGCUCCAAUGACAAAUGUGCUGUCUGUUUCCACACCAAAGCAAUAAUAAACCAUUAAAACCAUUAAUUUCUUUUAAAA
This is a messenger RNA of Conger conger (European conger), 1330 nucleotides long. RefSeq names its product low density lipoprotein receptor adapter protein 1-B-like. The coding region runs from base 177 to 1052 and encodes 291 amino acids. The transcript has 10 exons. Gene Ontology annotation, cellular component: early endosome. Lineage: Eukaryota; Metazoa; Chordata; Actinopteri; Anguilliformes; Congridae. The record is from RefSeq and is a predicted model, not a curated record.